Seriola aureovittata is the source of this 1683-nucleotide messenger RNA. RefSeq names its product DOMON domain-containing protein FRRS1L. Gene Ontology annotation, biological process: regulation of glutamate receptor signaling pathway. Bases 378 to 1226 code for a protein of 282 amino acids. NCBI's taxonomy places the organism in Eukaryota, Metazoa, Chordata, Actinopteri, Carangiformes, Carangidae. The transcript is spliced from 5 exons. The record is from RefSeq and is a predicted model, not a curated record.
AGGCAGACCGGACGAAACCAUUCAUCCAGCCAAUACUCCGACAGAAAAAUACGUUAAGAUUAAUGAGCACUAGUGGCCUAGCCAUCUAGAUUCGGAUUUCAAAGAGGAUUAUGGGGGUGUAUCUGAAUUAGAUGGUAAGAUUACGAAUCUGGGUAAUUUAAAGUAGGAUUAGCGUCUUAAUCGCACCGUCCGCGGCGCUGAAUCCCCCCGCAUCCCUGCGAAUAAACAGCCAAACAGACAAUUAGGAUGCGGAGAUGAUUUUUGUGACGCUGCGAUGGCUACCUGCGGGGAUACCGAAAUGAAAAGCACAAUGAGGAUCCAGUUUGGUUUCACGAUGGUUUAGUAGUUGUAUAUUGGUGCUUUCUGAUUUAUUGGCCAUGAUUUUCCUGCGGAGGCUCGUGCAGCUGGUGGUGCUGCUGAUCCAGAGCGGAUUGUGGGGGGUCGCGCCGAGUCCCACCGAUGAAGGAGCACUCCGGGCAGGCCACGGGGAGCACGGAGAGCCGGGACACCAGGAGCCACACAAGGACUCCUACAGUACUUUUGCUUCUGAGUUCCUGGAGUCCAGAUAUCUGUCCGAUGAUGGUUAUCCGUUCCCCACCGCCCCACCAGUGGAUCCCUUUGCCAAGAUCAAAGUCAGCGACUGUGGAGUAACCAAAGGCUGCAUAAGGUAUGGGAAGCCAGGUUGUGAUGCAGAGACGUGUGACUACUUUCUGAGUUAUCGUCGUAUUGGUACAGACGUGGAGUAUGAGAUGAGCGCAGACACUGACGGUUGGGUGGCCGUAGGUUUCUCCUCUGACAAGAAAAUGGGAGGAGAUGAUGUCAUGGGCUGCGUCCAUGAUGACAACGGUCGUGUGCGGAUCCAUCACUUCUACAACGUCGGUCAGUGGGCCAAGGAGAUCAAGAGGAACCCAGCCAGAGAUGAGGAGGGCAUUUUUGAGAACAAUCGGGUGACCUGCCGUUUCAAGCGUCCGCUGUAUGUCCCCAGAGAGGAAACGCUUGUGGACUUACACCUGUCAUGGUAUUACCUGUUUGCAUGGGGUCCUGCCAUUCAAGGUUCCAUCACAAGGCAUGACAUUGACAGUCCGCCAGUCAGCGACCACAUGAUCAGUAUCUAUAAGUACGAGGACAUCUUCAUGCCUUCCACAGCUUACCAGACCUUCAACUCUCCCCUCUGCUUACUGCUCAUUGUAGCUCUCACCUUCUACCUACUAAUGGGAACGCCAUAAUGAAGCACAGCAGAGCACAGACUGGAGAAAAAAGGGAAGAGAAGAUGAAGCAGCAAUAAAAGAAAGUUGCCAUUUUCCUUAGAUGCCACAUUCAAGUGUUCACUUUGCACAAAUAGACCCAGUGUUAGAUAUAUGAAACAUUAUAGAGAAUAUAUAUUCAUUACUCUGAUCUCAUACAGAGGAUCUUGACAAAUUAUUAAACCUAUACUGUAGAGGUGUUAUGUACUGGUGUCAGUACAAAACAAGAGGUCUAAUAAGAGUAGUGUUAUAUUAUAAAUAGGCCAAUUAUUUUCAGUAUUUAUUAUAACUUCCAAGUAUUUAACAAAAUAUGAAGAGUACACAUGCCAAUAAAUAAAUCACAAAUCUUUGAAAAUGUUGCAUGCACUUGAAAAUCUGGGAAUGAUUUCAAAAAUCCACUGUUCACUGGUGAUGAGAAGACAGUGGCCUCAUGUUGAAC